AUGGCUAUUUUGUUGGCGUAUGUUCAUGCUGAUACAGUGUUAAACCGUCCACGAAGACAGCUUCUACAAGGAUUAGGGCAACUAUUUGGAGGUGGAUUAGGUGGAUUAGGUGGUAAUCAAUAUGGAAAUGGUUAUGGAGGAUAUCCAGGCGGUGGAUUUGGUGGCGGUUAUCCAGGCGGAUAUCAAGGUGGUUAUGGAGGUUAUCCAGGCGGCUAUGGCGGUGGUUAUAAUCAAGGUUAUGGCGGAGGAUAUGGAGGUGGUUAUGAAGGCGGACGUAGACAUCAUCAUCACCAUCAUGAUGAUUAA
Messenger RNA from Episyrphus balteatus (marmalade hoverfly), 306 nucleotides. RefSeq lists its product as uncharacterized. The record is from RefSeq and is a predicted model, not a curated record. The transcript has a single exon. Lineage: Eukaryota; Metazoa; Arthropoda; Insecta; Diptera; Syrphidae. The coding region runs from base 1 to 306 and encodes 101 amino acids.